UUUGCCCUCGUUUGCCUUUCGCGGGUUCAUCGGUCAAUAUGAACUUCGUUAAACUAGUUAUGUUUUAUGGAGUAAUUACUUAUGUUUCAGCAAUAGAACCCUUCUCUGCACUCGGGGCCAUUGGAACAGCAGUAGUUGCUGGACUAUACACAGUUUUUACACCAAUUAAAUGUCAAUUUAAGGAAUGCUGCACUUCAAAGUGGAUAAGUCUGAAUACAACAGCUCUCCAAGAAGAUCUUAGAAGAAGACUCUAUGGACAGCAUUUGGUAACAGAUGUUAUCAUUAAACAUUUGAAAUCUCACAUGACAAAAGACCCAUCAAAAGCAUUGACUCUUUCAUUUCAUGGAGGAACUGGAACUGGAAAAAACUAUGUCAGUAAGAUCAUUGCUGAGAGCAUAUACAAGGAAGGAAUGAGGAGUAAAUAUGUCCAUUUAAUCUCUGCAACCAAAGAAUUCCCACAUAAAGACAUGGUUCCUUUGUACAAGGAUAAACUGAGGAAUUUAGUUGAAAGCAGUGUGAACGAGUGUCCACAGUCCUUAUUUAUUUUUGACGAAAUUGACAAGAUGCCAGCAGGAAUUCUUGACACUUUAAAGCCGUAUUUUGACUUCUAUGAACAACUUGGGGGCACUGAUUACAGGAGGGCAAUGUUUAUUUUUCUGAGUAACACUGCUGGAGAAGACAUAUCAAAACAUGCCUUGAACAAUUGGCGUUCAAAAGAGUUCAAAAGAGAAGACAUUGGACUCAAGGAAAUGGAGCAAAUCAUCAGCACGGCUGCGAUAAACAGCAAAACAAGUGGCAUGUACCACAGUGAUAUAAUAUACAAACAUAUGAUCACUGCCUAUGUCCCAUUUCUGCCAAUGGAGAGGAAACACAUCAAGGAAUGCAUAAAAGAUCUCCUGGUUGCCAGAAAUUAUUACAGACGUGAGGACAUUCCUGAGGACAAAAUCAGAGUAAUUGCACAGGAACUGAACUAUUAUCCAGCUGAUAUGGAAAUAUUUUCAGUGACCGGAUGUAAAAGAGUUCCAGAAAAAGUGACAUAUGUAAUGGACGAGGAAUAAAAAUUUGUGAAAGACAAUGACAAACACACACUUUUGCAAUGUCAUUAAUUUAAAUAUAAACUUUUUUUGCAUGCAUUGUCUUUCAUUAAUUGUCACAGUUACAAACAUACAAGCAUUGUUAAUGAAUCUAAAAAUUUGAUCAUAAUUUUAAAAUGGGAUCUAGUUUGUACAAUAAUACCAGUAAUUAAAAAUUUGUUUGAUUUUUGAAAAAGUUUGAUGAAGGUUUAAAUUGAAAAAUGAAACCAUAUUUUGCAUGAGAUAUGCAUAUGGUACAGUGUAUGUAAUUUCAGAGUUGUGUAUUUCUAAGAAUUUUACUUUAAAUUUAAAUAGAUUAAUUCCACAUAUCAGAUCAAUAAUAUAAGGCCCCUAUUCAUUUACAUGUACUUCCUAUGAUAAUAAUAUAACCAGUAGAUAGAGACUUCAUUGUCUACUGUAAGAGUCAUUACUUUGUAAAAAUGGUGAUGCAGAUUCGUAAAGAUGAGCAUUAUCCAGGAGUUAAUUAUAUACAUUUUUAUUUAUUGCAAGUUAUACCGGCCCAUUUGUAUCUCUUAAUAUACAUAUUUGACUAUGCUCUAUUCAUUUAUUUUUGUGCGCAUAGUUUACUUUUUUAUGAUGCAUAAGUAAGGACAAGAACAAUGUCUAAACUGUCUUUCUGCUGGUUUUAUUUUUGUUUUGUAUAUAUUGUUGUAAAUCAGUUUGAUAUUAAGCAUGUACAUGUAUUGGAAUAUUGUUUGCGUUUAAUUUGAAAAAAAAAUGAUGAUAUUCAACUUGA
Magallana angulata is the source of this 1830-nucleotide messenger RNA. Its product is annotated as torsin-1A-like. Gene Ontology annotation, molecular function: ATP hydrolysis activity; ATP binding. Bases 39 to 1058 code for a protein of 339 amino acids. The record is from RefSeq and is a predicted model, not a curated record. The transcript is spliced from 5 exons. NCBI's taxonomy places the organism in Eukaryota, Metazoa, Mollusca, Bivalvia, Ostreida, Ostreidae. Gene Ontology annotation, biological process: cellular response to misfolded protein.